AUGUUUAUGGAGAAAGCAACUGCCGAGAAGAAGAAAGCAAUUGCCAAGGAGGAGAAAGUAAUCGCUAAGGAGGAGAAACAAAUUGCCAAGAAGGAAAAAAUAAUUGUCAAGCUUAAAGCAUUUAAGAGAGGAAAACAAUUAGAGCUAAAGAAAUCAAAGAUCUAUGACAUUGGAAAGGAUUUUCAGUUGAAUUGGUCAUCCAAAAAUGGUGGGUCUCUAUGUAUAUUCCAUAAGUCUCAACCUUCAAUAUCUAUGUGGUCAACAGUCCCAGGGCGAUCCUUUGUUUCUGCAGCAGAGAGUGGAGGAUCAUUUGUUAUCAAAGACAGAGAUAUCCACUUGAUAUGCAAUCAUCAAACUAUUGAUAAUAUCAGGACCAUUGAUCCCUCUUAUAUCGUUUUACAUGCAACUAAUCAAGAUUUUACCUCUUUUAGCAUUGUAAUGGAUCAAGAAAGUCAACAAAAAGGAAUACAGUUACCUGCUCUUCUGAUUACUGGGAAGAUCUUCUGUGUGAAGAAAAGGAAACACAGUAUACAAAAUUCUGAAUUAAUAGAAAAGCAGCCGUCCACUUAUGCUAGGUACUGGAUGCUGUUUGAUCAGAAAAACAACAAUCAAAUUGGAUUCCAAUUGAGACUAGCAAAACCAAAAGUGGAAUAUCGGCAAAAGCUUUCUCCAAGGACUUAUAGUUACAGAGCCUCUGCUUCAAAAUUUGGUUGA
Messenger RNA from Fraxinus pennsylvanica, 714 nucleotides. The record is from the annotation of a GenBank genome assembly. NCBI's taxonomy places the organism in Eukaryota, Viridiplantae, Streptophyta, Magnoliopsida, Lamiales, Oleaceae.